Molecule: messenger RNA, 4824 nt
Organism: Canis lupus familiaris (dog)
Lineage: Eukaryota; Metazoa; Chordata; Mammalia; Carnivora; Canidae
Gene: DIAPH2
Product: diaphanous related formin 2
Exons: 28
Coding region: 295-3627 (1110 amino acids)
Biological process (GO): actin cytoskeleton organization; actin filament polymerization
Cellular component (GO): cytoplasm; actin filament
Molecular function (GO): small GTPase binding; actin binding; microtubule binding
Source: RefSeq, a predicted model, not a curated record
UAGUCACCUACUUUCCCUGCACCCUAAACGCCGCCCUAAGGGCGGCGGCGCCAGCGACCGCGGUUAUUGCAGCUGCUCAGGGGCAGGGCUUGCCCCAGCGCCGAGUAGUGGCAGCUGCGGCGUGUUGCGUCGUUGGGGGUGCCUGGGAGCCGGGAACCAGCUCCCCAGACAGACACACUCUCACACAGGAAGAGGUGAUACCGGAUCAGUUGGGGCAGCGGGAGCACCCCGAGGGUCUUCCCCAAGUUGAGAAGAGGUGGGGUUACAGGACACAGGUGUUAGGGCCGGAGAAAGAUGGAGCAGCCCGGGGCGGCGGCGUCGGGCGCGGGAGGCGGCAGCGAGGAACCCGGUGGGGGCCGGAGCAACAAGCGGAGCUCCGGGAACCGGGCCCUCAACGAAGAGGAAACGAAAAACAAACCCAAAUUGAACAUUCAAAUAAAAACUUUGGCAGAUGAUGUGCGUGACCGAAUUACAAGUUUUAGAAAAUCUACAGUCAAAAAAGAAAAACCUCUUAUUCAACAUCCUAUUGAUUCUCAAGUUGCAAUGAGUGAGUUUCCAGCAGCUCAACCAUUAUAUGAUGAACGAUCUUUGAAUUUGUCAGAAAAAGAAGUACUGGAUCUUUUUGAAAAAAUGAUGGAGGACAUGAACCUUAAUGAAGAACGAAAAGCUCCUUUACGAAACAAAGAUUUUACCACCAAGCGUGAGAUGGUUGUCCAGUAUAUUUCUGCUACUGCCAAAUCUAUAGUUGGAAGUAAAGUUAUGGGAGGUCUGAAAAACAGCAAACAUGAAUGCACCUUGUCUUCACAAGAAUAUGUUCACGAAUUACGAUCUGGUAUUUCAGAUGAGAAACUUCUUAAUUGCCUUGAAUCUCUGCGUGUUUCUUUAACCAGCAAUCCUGUCAGCUGGGUUAACAACUUUGGACAUGAAGGUCUUGGACUCUUAUUGGAUGUGCUGGAAAAGCUUCUGGACAAGAAACAGCAAGAAAAUAUAGACAAGAAGAAUCAGUAUAAACUUAUUCAGUGCCUCAAAGCAUUUAUGAAUAAUAAGUUUGGAUUGCAAAGGAUUCUAGGCGAUGAAAGGAGUCUUUUGCUAUUGGCAAGAGCAAUUGAUCCCAAACAACCCAACAUGAUGACUGAAAUAGUAAAAAUACUUUCUGCUAUUUGCAUUGUUGGAGAAGAGAACAUUCUAGAUAAACUUUUAGGAGCUAUAACUAUAGCAGCAGAAAGAAAUAAUAAGGAACGAUUUUCACCAAUUGUGGAAGGAUUAGAAAAUCAUGAGGCUUUGCAAUUACAGGUGGCCUGCAUGCAGUUUAUAAAUGCCCUUGUCACUUCACCUUAUGAACUUGAUUUUAGAAUACAUUUAAGGAAUGAAUUCCUACGUUCAGGACUAAAAACAAUGUUACCAGAUCUAAAAGAAAAAGAGAAUGAUGAGCUUGAUAUUCAGCUGAAAGUAUUUGAUGAGAACAAAGAAGAUGACCUAACUGAAUUAUCACACCGUCUCAGUGACAUUCGAGCAGAAAUGGAUGAUAUGAAUGAAGUGUAUCAUCUUCUAUAUAACAUGUUGAAGGAUACUGCUGCUGAAAAUUACUUAUUAUCCAUUCUACAACAUUUUUUGCUCAUCAGAAAUGAUUAUUAUAUCAGGCCACAGUAUUACAAAAUAAUUGAGGAGUGCAUUUCACAGAUAGUGCUGCACUGCAGUGGUAUGGACCCAGAUUUCAAGUAUAGGCAAAGAUUAGACAUUGAUUUUACACAUCUGAUAGAUUCUUGUGUGAACAAGGCAAAAGUUGAAGAAAGUGAACAAAAAGCAGCAGAAUUUUCAAAGAAGUUUGAUGAAGAAUUCACAGCUCGACAGGAAGCUCAAGCUGAGCUUCAAAAAAGAGAAGAAAAAAUUAAAGAGCUUGAAUCAGAAAUCCAGCAACUUCGAACCCAGGGACAUGGAUUCUUAGGUUCAUCAGGAAUUCCAGGCCCUCCUCCACCACCUCCAUUGCCAGGUGGUGGGACAUCCCCACCCCCACCACCUCCACCAGCACCACCUUUACCUGGCGGACCUCUCCCUCCUCCUCCACCUCCUUUACCUGGAAUAAUUGGUAUACCACCACCACCACCACCACCUUUGUUUGGGGGACCUCCUCCACCACUUCCCCCUGGAGGAGGAAUUCCUCCUUUUCCAGGAGAACCACUUGAUCUGCCUUAUGGGAUGAAGCAGAAAAAAAUAUAUAAACCUGAGGUGCCCAUGAAGAGAAUCAAUUGGUUAAAGAUUGAACCCAAAGAAUUAUCUGAGAACUGUUUCUGGUUAAAAGUUAAGGAGGACAAGUUUGAAAAUCCAGAUCUCUUUGCAAAAUUGGCACUGAAUUUUGCUACCCAGAAAAAAGUUCAAAAGAAUGUAGAAGCUUCAGAAGAAAAGAAGAUCUUGCCUGCAAAGAAGAAAGUGAAAGAAUUGAGAAUUUUGGAUCACAAAAUGGCCCAGAAUCUGUCUAUAUUCCUAGGAUCAUAUCGUAUGCCAUAUGAAGAUAUAAAAAACAUCAUUCUGGAGGUUAAUGAAGACAUGCUGAGUGAAGCCUUAAUUCAGAACCUUGUCAAAUAUCUUCCUGAGCAGAAAGUACUCAGUGAAUUAGCACAGCUGAGGAAUGAAUAUGAUGACCUAUGUGAACCUGAACAAUUUGGUGUUGUGAUGAGCUCAGUGAAAAUGUUGCGGCCUCGUCUAGAUAACAUUCUUUUCAAGCUCACGUUUGAAGAACAUGUAAACAACAUCAAACCAAGCAUCAUAGCAGUAACUCUUGCCUGUGAAGAAAUGAAGAAAAGUGAAAGCUUUAACAGACUUUUAGAGUUAGUUCUUUUGGUUGGAAACUACAUGAACUCAGGCUCUAGAAAUGCCCAGUCUUUGGGUUUUAAAAUCAACUUCCUUUGUAAGAUCAGAGAUACUAAGUCAGCAGAUCAGAAAACAACUCUCUUGCAUUUUAUUGCUGAAAUUUGUGAGGACAAAUACCGGGAUAUCCUGAAAUUUCCUGAAGAACUGGAACAUGUAGAAAGUGCAAGCAAAGUUUCAGCUCAAAUUCUCAAGAGCAACCUUACAGCAAUGGAACAACAAAUUGUUCAUCUGGAACGUGACAUCAAGAAAUUCCCCCAAACAGAAAAUCAACAUGAUAAGUUUGUGGAGAAAAUGACAAGCUUUACAAAGAGUGCCAGAGACCAGUAUGAAAAACUGCUCACCAUGCACAACAACAUGCUAAAGCUCUAUGAGAAUCUUGGAGAAUACUUUAUUUUUGACUCUAAGACAGUGAGCAUAGAAGAGUUCUUUGGUGAUCUCAGCAACUUCCGAACUUUAUUUCUGGAAGCUGUGAAAGAAAACAACAAGAGAAAAGAAAUGGAAGAGAAGACUAGGAGGGCAAAGCUUGCAAAAGAGAAAGCUGAACAAGAAAAGUUAGAACGCCAGAAGAAAAAGAAACAACUCAUUGAUAUAAACAAAGAGGGUGAUGAGACUGGUGUGAUGGAUAAUCUUCUAGAAGCCCUACAAUCAGGUGCAGCGUUCCGAGACCGCAGAAAGCGGAUUCCAAGGAAUUCAGAUAACAGACGAGUGCCAUUGGAAAGGUCACGCUCUCGCCACAAUGGAGCUAUCUCAUCCAAGUGAUUCCUGAUGCCAAAGAAUAUGAAAAUAUUUAAGUAAACAAAAUUAUACAUUUUGAGAAGAACAAAACAUCCACUCAAGGGAGGGAGAGGAAAUAAAUGCAUUUAUGCAAGGAUCAAGCUAAGCUGGGUGAAAUAACAUUGUAAAGCUAUUGCAAGAUGCCACUCACAAUUAUGCUAAUACAAACACAGUUACAAGGAUUAUAAAAACGUGUUCCAUUUUAGUGUAAAGAUGUGUAUUAUUUGUUAUUGUGUGUGACCUGAUGGUAAUGAUGAAAAGUAUAAGAAGUUCAAAAGCAUUCAGUCUGUCAAAAAAUUACAAUGUUAAUCAAUUUUGGGGGUCACCUCCCCUCAAAAAAAGGAAAUGAAAGGAAUAGAAAGAAAGAAUUAUUCAAUAUCUGCUUUUGAUUCCUGUUACAUAGAAAAAGAAAAGGCCAAUGACAAUGUGUGUAUUAAUGAUUUGGAGAGGCACUCUGUAAGAGAAGCCAUUUUGGAAACUAAAAAAAAUUACUGCUGCGACCCCAUGAGUUUAUUUAGAAUCUUAUCUCAAGUGAAAGCUGGUGGAUUCAUCUGCUUUGGCUGAAAUUAAACUUAUCAUUAAUCUAGAGUUUCAGCAUGAUGUUGCAGGCACUUAUCAUUGCUAAAAAUAAACCAGAGUUUAACAGAAGCAGUUAGAGAAAGUGAUUUAAACUUCAUUUAAAGAGGUAUUUUCUAUUUAUGCACAUAUAUCUACUUUAUACAAAUACUUCAUAUCACUAUUUUUGACAAAAAUCUUACGAUUUUAAUGUUUAUUCUGAGAUGAACCUGAAAAUUAUAUUACCUUUACUAAGCUUUUUAAAAGGUAAAUAUUGAUUCCUGUUCUCUGUGGUUUAUUUCUUCUAUUGCUUCUUUCUCCCAUGGCCCCCUUAAAAGCAGGGAAUAGAGUUUCUAAAAGACCUGAGAGGAAAAAGAUUUCUCUCCACAGGCAGCAGGAAACUUUCUGAAAGGUCAACUGUUUUAUUUGCCUUUCUACUCCUCUUUCCAAUUCUGCCUUGUAGUCUGAAGAAGAAAAAAAAAUUAUAUAUAUGUAUGUGUAUAUAUGUGUAUGUGUUUAUAUCUCCCGCUACAAUAAUUCCACAACCCAGUGGCCAAGUGAACUUCUCAGUCAUCAUCAUACUUACUUACCUUGUAUUAACAAAUUAAAAUGAUGCUGCCAAAACAA